GGUAAUGACAAACUAACUGUUCGAGGAAGAGUAUCUCGACCAAGGACCGGAAUUUGCCCCCUCGGACGAUUUUCCAUCUAAACGAUCAUGUUGACUUUAAACAAUUCAGACUGUGUAAUGGGAAGGAAGAAAAUGCAACAGACUGGACUAGAACCUGGGCCCUCUGAAUCUCUAGUCAGGUGCUCUACCAACUGAACACUUGAAGACAUCAACCCAGGAUCUUAAUCCCCUGGCAGGCAUUUUCACCUGUCAGUACCAAAUAAAUUGGAAUGGUGGGUGAAAUUCAGAAACCCCAAGGAUAUAUUGGAGAAACAUCCAACAUUUUUUGUGGCAGAAGCCUACAUGAUAAUUAAUUCCAUACUGUGUCUCUGCCAUGCUCUUCGCAAUGGUGGGCGAUACAAGUGGCUGUGGCUGACCUGUAUUCUCCAGGGGUUAACCACAGAAAUGGUCAGCUAUUUCCUUCCAGACAUUGACAACUUCUGGCAUGCUCAAGGGAUGGUGAUGUUUGCAGGGCAGCGACUACCAUUGUAUAUCAUGGUGUUAUAUACCUUCUUUUACUACACUGCUGUGGUUGGAGUUUCUCAUCUCAGACUUCCUUGGUGGGCAGAGCCAUUUGCAGUGGGUAUAUCUGUGGUCUUGAUAGACCUACCGUAUGAUAUUAUGGGCAUUAAACUGCUGUGGUGGACCUGGCAUGACACGGACCCGAACAUUUACGACCGCCAUUACUGGGUGCCAUGGACAAGCUACUAUUUCCAUGCUACAUUUUCUGCAGGAAUGACUUUUGUAUUUUAUGGAGUUCAUAAGCUCCUGACCAAGAGUGAAGAAAAGUUACAAAGUGCUGGAUUUUUCAAGGAGUUGAUUGCUUGCUUGCUGGCAGGCAUUUUGGGAAUGCCUCUCGGAGUAAUCCAGUUUAUGCCAGUUUACCAUCCUCUCCAUGAUAGCAAUAACAUCCACACAGAGGUGUGUGUUUUUAUCCAGAUGUCUGUCUAUGUCAUGAUUACUUGGGCAGGUGACAGAAAAGCUGCAGUCAAAAGACAUGAGCUGGUGGAAAGAGAGAAAACAAAAAAGAAAUCCUUCUUCAAUGAGGUUGUGCUAGCCUUGCUGAUCCAUUACUGUACCUACAUCUUUCUGGUGUUCACAGCCAAACCAGAGAAUCAAGUGGCUUCUGGGCUGCACGAAACCAUUGGUCCAUGUCAGGAAACCACCCCAGUGUACACUGCCUUUGGUCAUGUUCUGGAGAAACACAAGUACCUCUGUGUGGAGAAAUAUGAUGAAGCUGUGUUUGACUUUCACUGCAUAAAGGAUCUUCCCAAGCCGGGACAGAGCUGGUACACCAUCUGUGGCACCAAGUACCCCAACCAUCUGGAGUACAUUGUCAUUGUGUGUGGAGCCUGUCUGUUUGGCAUGGCCUACUACUGGCAGCUUCUAGUCUGUUCUGGCUCACAGCCACUGGGCUCCAAAGCAAAGAAAAAGGCCAAACAGAGUUAGAAAUUAGGAUUAAACUGAUUACAAAUAGAUCAGUACAUAUAUAUGUAUGUCUUCUGAUGGAGUGAAUUACAUCUGUAUAUGUACUAUAUCUAGUAACUACGGUAAUUCUUUUGAAUUGGCUCAUGUUCGGCUGAAUGGUGGUCAAGCAGACUUCAAUCAAAUGAUCUUAAGAUGAUUUCUCACACACCAUUUAUUAGUGUUCAAAUUAGCAUGGACUUAAUUUAAUAAUCAUGAAAAGAAGAUUCCUCCUGUUUUGAGGUUCAUUAGAUUUUAUGCCAGUGUCACUUUGAAUUUGAAUAGACUUAAAGAACUAUAUACAAGAUGGGCAUGAUUUGACCUGAUUUUAAUGAAUGUUGUGUAUAUUUCUAGAAAUGAUAUGUCAUUGGUUUCGAGAAAAAUCACUUGCUCUAUAGUUUUUUUUUUAAAAAAUCAACGCUUCAAAAUUAUGUUUUCAAUUAAAAAAAACACAACAAAUAACAUAUUUUUCUGAAAUUCUAUUGCAAGAAUUCUGCAAAGUUGGUGAAUAUGUUUCUUGGUUUUGCAAAAUUGGAAAAAGCAUACCGUACGUAUAAACUUGAGAGAUUGCAAAUGUAUUUUCACCAAAUUAUGUCCAAGCAAUUUAUAGUCCUUUGUGGUUUCUGAAUGGUAUUUCAAACAUUCAAUCACAAAAAGCAUUUGUAGUCAUGAACCAGUCUUUUUUUUUCAUGGAGGCAUACAGUUUAUAUGCUGGACCAUUGUUUAUACAUAUUACAAGUGGAAGAUUCCAUUGGGUUUUGGAACACAGCUUCUGGGGUCAAAAUCCCUGAUCGUUUAUACUGAAAAGUGUGAAAAUUAGAGGGUUUCCAAAUGAACAAUACCAUGUAUGUGAUUCAAACUCGGGUAGUUUGACAUAAGGUUAUACAUGUAUAUUACAGUAUAUACAGUAGAUCUCUUGUUUUGGAAUCACGGAAUUAUUGCCUCCCUCUGACAGUGACAAAGCAAGAGUACCACUUGUGUUGUUGAUUUCAGUGAAGUAUACAUGAUUUCUUAUAGAGGUAAUCUGCUCUAUCACUUCAGUGAAGGCUUUGAAGUUUAUACUAUUUUGAUUUUCAAAAGUUGCUGGAUAUACUGCAGAUCAGGUAAUUUGGAUGCAUUAGAACUUUUAGAUUUUUUGACGGAUGAUGGAAAAUAGGUAAAAAAUAAUAGCACCAUUUAAAUUUUGAAGAUUUCCAUUGCAUGAAAUGAAAAUAUGCCAAAGAAUAAGGCACCAGGAUUUCCAAUUACAAAUUAAAUUUUCAUGAUGCUACAAUUUUCUGAUAUAUAUGUGAUAGUUUACAAUGUAUUUUUAUUGUGUACCAUAUUGUGUCCAAGAAUAACAUGGCUAAUUACUGUUCAUUAUUUCAUCUUGCAGUUUUAUCAUUAAGAAACCGUGUAUAUUAUUAUACUCAUACACCCUCUCAAGUUGUUUCUAUGAAUGAUUGUUUUAGUUAUGUAUGUGUGAAUGAUUCAUCAUGUGAAAUAAGAAUAUAUUUAAGUUUAAAAUGUCCUAGUUCAUUUGGCAAGAUGUCUUUGCAUUGAAUGCAGUUUGCAUGAUGUUUUGCUUAACAUAUCCAAAACUGAGAUUCUUGUCAGUAUUUUCUCCAAUAAAAAAUACCCAUGGUGGA
Molecule: messenger RNA, 3131 nt
Organism: Ostrea edulis (European flat oyster)
Lineage: Eukaryota; Metazoa; Mollusca; Bivalvia; Ostreida; Ostreidae
Exons: 9
Coding region: 343-1488 (381 amino acids)
Source: RefSeq, a predicted model, not a curated record